GUUCUCUACCACCUCUUUGAGGAGUUUGCCAGCUUUGAGCAGGUCACCAUCCUCGACAUCAUCCUCGGCUUCCUCAGCUUCUUCGUGGUGUCUCUGGGCGGGGUCUUGGUGGGCGUCAUUUACGGGGUGAUCGCCGCCUUCACGUCCCGCUUCACCUCCCACAUCCGCGUCAUCGAGCCCCUCUUCGUGUUCCUCUACAGCUACAUGGCCUACCUGUCUGCUGAGCUCUUCCACCUGUCGGGCAUCAUGGCGCUCAUCGCCUCUGGCGUGGUCAUGCGGCCCUAUGUGGAGGCCAACAUCUCCCACAAGUCCCACACCACCAUCAAGUAUUUCCUCAAGAUGUGGAGCAGUGUGAGCGAGACCCUCAUCUUCAUCUUCCUGGGGGUCUCCACCGUGGCUGGUCACCACUACUGGAACUGGACCUUUGUCAUCAGCACGCUGAUCUUCUGCCUCGUUGCCAGAGUGCUGGGUGUCCUGGUCCUCACCUGGUUCAUCAACAAGUUCCGAAUCGUGAAGCUGACACCAAAGGACCAGUUCAUCAUCGCCUACGGGGGCCUGCGGGGAGCCAUCGCCUUCUCCCUGGGCUACCUCCUGGACUACAAACACUUUGGCAUGAGGGACAUGUUCCUCACUGCCAUCAUCACUGUCAUCUUCUUCACCGUCUUUGUGCAGGGCAUGACCAUCCGGCCCCUGGUGGAUCUGCUGGCUGUGAAGAAGAAGCAGGAGACCAAGCGCUCCAUCAACGAGGAGAUCCACACGCAGUUCUUGGAUCACCUUCUGACGGGGAUCGAGGAUAUCUGUGGUCACUACGGCCAUCACCACUGGAAGGACAAGCUGAACCGCUUCAACAAGAAGUACGUGAAGAAGUGCCUGAUCGCGGGGGAGCGCUCCAAGGAGCCCCAGCUCAUCGCCUUCUACCACAAGAUGGAGAUGAAGCAGGCCAUCGAGCUGGUGGAGAGCGGUGGCAUCGGCAAGAUCCCCUCRGCCGUCUCCACCGUCUCCAUCCAGAACAUCCACCCCAAGAGCCUCCCUGUGGAGCGCGUCCUGCCGGCCCUGUCCAAGGACAAGGAGGAGGAGAUCCGCAAAAUCCUCCGCAAUAACCUGCAGAAAACCAGGCAGAGGUUGCGAUCCUACAACCGGCACACGCUGGUGGCYGACCCCUACGAGGAAGCGUGGAACCAGAUGCUGCUGCGGAGGCAGAGGGCCCGGGAGAUGGAGCAGAAGAUGAGCAGCUUCCUGACGGUGCCGGCACACAGGGUGGACUCGCCCACCAUGUCCCGGGCUCGCAUCGGCUCAGACCCGCUGGCCUACGAACCCAAGGAGGACGUGGAGAACCUGCCCAUCAUCACCAUCGACCCGGCCUCGCCGCAGUCCCCCGACUCCGUGGAGCUGAGUCAGGAGGAGCCCAAGGGCUGCAGCGGCCUCCCGCCCUCGCCCGAGGAGGAGGAGGAUGGCGAGGGGCUGGUGAUGCAGGUGAGGGAGCCUUCCUCCCCGGGGACUGACGAUGUCUUCACCCCGGGCCCCAGCGACAGCCCCAGCAGCCAGCGCAUGCUGCGGUGCCUGAGCGACCCCGGCCCGCAGCCCGAGCCCGAGGAGGGCGAGCCCUUCAUCCCCAAGGGCCAGUAGCUGCUGCCACAAAGCCUCCAAAUCGUUUCUCUCUCUCUUCAUUCGUUCUUUCUUUGCUCUCCUUUUUGAUUUCCUGUCACUACACACGGGUUUGGGAAGGGGAGACUGUCCUGGAUGGACUGGGAUCGCCAGGACAGCUCUGCCCAGCGAGCCCUGGGCUGGCCCCACCGAGCAGGAAAGGAGCCCCGGGAUGCCCCGGGCUCCUCAGGCGGUGUGGCCUGGGGGCGAUGGACAGUUUUCCGCCCGGGAYUGGGAUUUGCAGGUGCCUCACAGCCCCCGCGGGGCUCUCCCGGAGGUGCCCACCCACUCAGGACCUGCGGCUGGCUCUGACAGGGGUGUCCACAGAGCUCCCCACGGCACAGCUCCCCCGUCCCCUGCUUUCCUGUGCUUCCCUGCCCCUGUCCCGGAGAGAUGGGACAGCAGGAGCUGUCACCGGGGCUGCCACACUCCCCUGCACCCUCCCAGGGACCUCGGCCCUCCCUCGCCUUGGCACCUUCCCCACGGGACCAGCUGUGCCCAACACCUCCCUCCUGGCCCCACAUUUCAUGCCAGGUCUUUUCAAAUAAAUAUUCUAGAGCCAUGCAAGGGGGGAGCUGGGACCCCCUGGCUUUGAGCAGCCUCUCCAUCCUCCUGGAACUGCUGUCACUGUCCCCGUGGGGACCCUCUGCCAGCCUCGGCCCCUCGCCGUGUGCCAGCACGGCAGCGACUGCUCCUUAACCAAAGAUGGGCCCGGGGUGUGCCAGGGGGAUUCUCUGUCUCCCUGUGGCCAGGAGGAGCUGGGGGAAAGCCAAGGGCUGCUUCUCCCUGUGUGGGGACACGUUGGAUCUGCAAGGWUGGCAGGAAGGGGACAGCUGGGGGUGCUGGGUGCAUCGUUCCCCAGGCUCAGGAGGGAUCUCUGGGUGUUUGGGUGACGUGCAGCCCUCCCCGGGCUCAGGGGUGUCCUGUGUCUGUCACCUUGUCCCCCGUGCCAGCUCCCUCCACGUGCCACCUUUGCCGUGGGUGGCACUGGGUGGUCACCACCCCCUCCCCAGGGAGCCCUGGCCACUGUCCCCUCCCUGUGCUGUGCCUUGCCACGCUCUGCCCCGCUGCCUUGGUGGGCACCAGUUCCACAUCCCACCCGCUCCACGCCCGCUGGGACCCCCAGCUCCACGGGCUCUGUCACCGGGGCCAGCGCCCACGUCGCUGCCUGUGCCUGCCUGCUGCCCUGCUCUGUCUCCAGGAGGAAAAAAAGCAAUGGAAAUUCUCUUGUAUAAAAAGGAGAAAAAAAAACCAAACCCACAUGUAAAGAGAUUCUUGGUUUUUAUCAUAAAUAUUCUAAUAAAUUAAUGUUAAUUUUUA
This is a messenger RNA of Malurus melanocephalus (red-backed fairy wren), 2964 nucleotides long. RefSeq names its product solute carrier family 9 member A1 (gene SLC9A1). Lineage: Eukaryota; Metazoa; Chordata; Aves; Passeriformes; Maluridae. The record is from RefSeq and is a predicted model, not a curated record. The transcript is spliced from 10 exons. Gene Ontology annotation, biological process: proton transmembrane transport; regulation of pH; sodium ion transport. The annotation marks the transcript as partial. Gene Ontology annotation, molecular function: sodium:proton antiporter activity. Gene Ontology annotation, cellular component: membrane.